UUGUUUGUAUGAAAAUCGGUUUUCUUCAUAAAAUGCCGGUCAAACUGUCUGUGUAGCUAGUCAAAUUGUCUGUACGCAGACAAACAGACAAUUUGACCGGCGUGUAACCCGGCGUAUACAAAGGAAUUUUCCUUAAAAUAAACAAUAUCCAUAAUGUUCUAACAAAUCAUGAUGAAGGCUCACUUGUCAAGUCUGUAUUGGAGGAUUAUGAGGCGGCUACAGGGCAGGCUAUUAACUACACGAAGUCCACUAUUUUCUUUCGUGCAAAUGUGGAGGACAAACAGCGGGAUGGUUUCUAGGAAAUGAUGGGGGUAUAAUCAAUGGAGACAGGAGCUAAAUACUUGGAUCUUCCGUGUAAGCACCUCGUAGAGUUGGAGCAGAGCACCAGGCGGAUGGAUGGAAGGUGGUAGAUAUUCGGUUGAUUUGGGUAACCUCCAACGCAAUCGAAGAAACGAGAUUGGGAGGAAGAAAUCCCGCAAAGGUAAAGAACUUGCCGGGUCUUCAUCUCAAAGCCGAGAUGAUUUUGAAACGGGUUACCAAAGGCGAGAUGGAGAUGCGAUGUCCGAAGAACAACUCCAACAAGAAUUGGCCCGACAUAAUAACCGCUUUCUACAACAACAACAAAUGCCGACGACCAUUGACGAAGAGGAGCUUGAGGAUGAAGAUGCGGAGGAAUUGGAACCGGAGACGGCCGAGGAGGAGGGUGCCGGCAGCCACGACGCCGACGCGCCUGCCUCAUCCCAAACCGCCACCGGUAAUAAAAAAAGUAAGUCUGAACUAAUGAAAAAUAAUUUUGAUAAAUGGAAGGACCCACAAACCGGCUAUUGGCACGCAACUUGCAAGUGGUGCAACAACAAUUAUAGUUUGGGAACCUCCGGCGGAUACGGAUCCGCCGCAAGGCAUCUUAAGGCAAAGCACCCCGUGGAGUAUGCAAAAUUAGGCGGCGGAACGGGGAAGCAAACUCAAAUAUCGAG
This is a messenger RNA of Cuscuta epithymum, 974 nucleotides long. The record is from the annotation of a GenBank genome assembly. Lineage: Eukaryota; Viridiplantae; Streptophyta; Magnoliopsida; Solanales; Convolvulaceae.